Molecule: messenger RNA, 426 nt
Organism: Didymosphaeria variabile
Lineage: Eukaryota; Fungi; Ascomycota; Dothideomycetes; Pleosporales; Didymosphaeriaceae
Exons: 1
Coding region: 1-426 (141 amino acids)
Molecular function (GO): oxidoreductase activity
Source: RefSeq, a predicted model, not a curated record
AUGACUUACGUUACCAUCCUCUACUUGACUCGCAAGCCAACCCUUACUCCCAAGCAGUUCAGAGACUACUACGAGAGCACUCACAUCCCGCUCAUCAAAUCCAUCUUCGGCUCCGUGGCACCUCUACGCCAUCGGCGCUGUUACCUUGCUCGCGCAAACAGUGACAGCAAAGAUUCCAAUGUUUCGGCCGACGCCGGCUAUCCACCGCUGGUGCUGAGAGGCACUCCGGAAGACUUCGACUACGACUGCAUUGCGGAGGUCUCGUGGGAGGACGAAAACGAUUUCAACGAUUUCAACAAGAUGUAUAUGCAGCCAGGGGUCAUGGAGAAGCUGGCCGAGGAUGAAGAGCGGUUUCUGGUGAGGGAGAAGCUGAGAGCUGUGGCAAUUGGGGAGGUCAUAGAGAGCUCCCCACGUAAUGAUUAUUGA